Molecule: messenger RNA, 4518 nt
Organism: Tribolium castaneum (red flour beetle)
Lineage: Eukaryota; Metazoa; Arthropoda; Insecta; Coleoptera; Tenebrionidae
Product: pregnancy zone protein
Exons: 17
Coding region: 67-4416 (1449 amino acids)
Cellular component (GO): extracellular region
Molecular function (GO): endopeptidase inhibitor activity
Source: RefSeq, a predicted model, not a curated record
GUUCACAACAAUAAUCGUAGAUAAAGAAAACAUCAAGUGCACCAAACUAGUCACAAGUGCAACAAAAUGAAACUCAAACUCCUUUUAUUUCUUCUCUAUUUCGCCAAAGUCAAAACAACCGAACCCGAAAAUUUGAAAAAACCCGUCUCGGGAUUCUUGUAUAGCAUGCCAAAAGUUUUGCAAGCCGGAAGAAAUGAAACGGUUUGUUUAUCACUCCAUUCGUCAUCCUUCACACCGAUUAAAAUAACCGUGGAUUUGAAAAUCAAACAAGCACAUUUUUACACAAACAGAAUCAUAGAUUCAGAACACACAUGCUUCGAAAUGCACGUGCCCGUAAACACAAAAAACGAAGCCCAAUUUGCAAGUGUCAGGGUUGAAAUACAAACAAACGGGACCGUCCUCUCAGCCCAUAAUCAGGACCCCAUCGUCAUUUACCCCAACAAGAAAAUUACGUUCAUUGAAACCGAUCGAAUGACGUACAAAUCCAAAGACACGGUCAGGUUGAGAGUGCUAACACUGGGAAAUAACUUGCUCCCGAUUUUAACACACAAAAUAGCGUUUGUUCGAAUCCGGAACCCACUGGGUGUGGGGGUGAUAGUCUGGGAAAACGUCACCACGGAGCUGGGGCUGGCCCAGCUGGAGUACCAACUCCCCCAAGACCCGAUUGAGGGCAAAUGGAAAGUAGAAAUCGGCGAAGAUUUUCGCGCCUUCGAGGUCAGCAAAUAUGUGCUUCCCCGAUUUAAGGUCCAGAUUUUACACCCGAAAAUAAUUUACAUCGGGUCACGUGUCGCAAUUAAAGUCUGUGGCCGAUAUUCGUACGGAGAAAUGGUCAAAGGAAGUGCUUUUAUCCGCCUGUCGAGUAUUUUCCCCAACUUUAAGACUUUUCAGUCACUGAAAAAAAUGGAUGAGGGUUGUGCCGAAUUUGUGCUAACUCCGACCGAUUUUUCCUACUUCAGCAUCAAAAAAUUGUUCCCGUUGAGUGACCCGAAAAUUAGUGUUUUGAUCACAGCAACGGUCACUGAAUACGGGACUGAUAAAAUUGAGUUAGAUGCUACCAAAAGUGUGAUUUCGCUAAAGCCUUACGGCCUCAAGUUUGCGAAAAAAGCCAUGUUCAUGCCAGGUUUGCCGUACCAAGGAUUCCUCCAACUGAACAAUGUUAAUAUGGACUUGAGGGGUCAAGUGAUUGAGAUUUGUUACAACAUCGCGAUUAAGAAAAGUUGGAAUUAUUUAAACAACGAGCAAUGUUCCAAUUUUACGCUGCAAGGGAAUGAAAAACUGAUCCCCUUCCAUAUUUUACCCUUGAAAAAUAACGUGAUACAUUUGCAGUUAAAUGCGCGAUCGCUGAAUUUCACAAACAUCGUCGAUAACUUCCUAGUGGUGCGAUUAUUUUCGCCCAGUUUGACCUACAUCACGAUUGAUCAAAUCCACCAUUUCAACAACUGUAAAUCCAUUCAGCAAUUCGCAGUGCAAUACACGACCGAAAAAUUGAAAGAGCACGAAAAUGUGACUUUUUUUUACAUGAUUAAAUCACGAGGCCAGAUCUUCAAAUUGAGAAAAAUCACACAUAACGUGCGGAAAUCGUCCCCGAAUUACUCCACCGAAUUCAAGGAUAUCCUAGGAGCGAGCCACAAACACACCAAAGCGAGCUCAAUCGCCAAAUUCACGCUGAAAUUCAAACUGGACGAGAAAAUCUUCUCCAACUACCAACUCCUGAUUUACUACGUAACACCCGAGGGCGAAUUAGCUUCGGCUAAUAAAGAAGUCGAGGUCGAGCCUUGCCUCAACAAUAAGGUCGAAGCAAAUUGGUCCCACAAACAAAUCGCUCCGGGAGCAACCGCCUCGCUACUAAUCGAAAGCAAAUCCGAGUCACUUUGCUCGGUUGUAACCACCGACAAGGCGGUUACGUUCAUGGACGAUUUGCGUUUCCUGAACGUAAAAUCGCUGCUUAAGCCGUUCUUGCAGCAAAAGGAGGCGCCAGAAUCGGGCCGAAAAUCGUGUCUUCCCCCCGUGAAGAAAAACCGCAGGAGACGAUUCGUUUACUCGUUUUCGGAAGAUUUUGACGCGUACGAUAUUUUUGAAAAAUUCGGGAUUGUGACCAUUACGAACUUUAAGGUCGUCACAAAGCCCUGUUACACAGGACCUAUUCCGCCAACUGAAGACCCAGUGUCUUCACUCACUGAUCAGUACGACACGCAAAAUGAAGACAACAUCACUCCAAUCAGGUCCUUUUUUCCAGAGACGUGGCUCUGGGAAAUUGUCCCAGUCAGGAGCGUGGCAGUGAUCCACCGCACUCUACCUCACACUAUCACCACUUGGAUGACCAAUGUGAUGUGUGUUUCGGCCACUGAAGGCGUUGGGUUUAGUAAAACCGGCGAAAUUACAACGUUUCGACCAUUUUUCGUGGACAUCCUAACACCAUAUUCGAUCAAAAGAGGGGAAACUUUGUAUCUACAUGCCAUUAUCUUCAAUUAUCUGACUUACAAUAUCCCGAUUCGCAUAACUUUGGGAACUAGUGAGGGUCUCAAACUAGUCGACACAAAAAACCGGAAAAGCUUCUCUUACUGCAUUUCGAGCAACAAUACAGCGACACACAUUUUCGAAUUGAAGGGAACUGACGUCGGGAAUGUUAAUAUUACUGUGGUGGCAGAGCUGGACCCGAAUUUCCCCGGCCAUUGCGGCCCCGAAAUCAUAAUCAAUAAAAGAGACGUCGUUUUUAAAACACUGAUAGUCGAGCCCGAAGGGCACCCAAUCACUGCGACCAAAUCGGCACUUUUAUGUGCCACAGACAAUAUCACGUGGGAGCUUCCAGUCCCGAAUGACGUUGUUGCCAAAACGGCCAACUCGAAACUGAUCCUCAACGGUGAUAUUUUGGGCCAAACAAUCCAAAACUUGGACGACUUGAUUGCAAUGCCAACGGGAUGCGGUGAACAAAUCAUGGCCAACUUGGCCCCCAAUAUAUACAUUUUAAAAUAUCUAAACGAGACCAAACAACUAACAUCGAGUGUGCGGCACAAAAUCGCGCGGAAUUUGAAAAUCGGCUACCAAAGAAUUCUGAAUUAUAUUCACAAAGACGGCUCGUUUUCAGCGUUCGGGUACCACGAUUCUUCAGGUUCGAUGUUUUUGACGGCUUUUGUGGUCCGGACGUUGCAAGAAAUGAAAAAAUUGGUUUACGUCGACCAGAAAAUAAUCGAGCGGGCUGUGUUAUGGAUUUUGAGCCACCAGCUCGAAAACGGCUGUUUUAGCACCAUGUCGCACGUAUUUCAGGAUAUGGGCGGCACGAAUAGUGAGAAUAGCACGGCUGCUCUCACAGCCUACGUGAUAAUUAGCCUUCUGGAUGGCAAUAUUGACGUUCCUGAAGCGGUGAAAACUAACGCAAAAUAUUGCAUUCGCGGGUAUUAUGACCUUGAUAGGUACACCCUAGCCAUAAGUUCGUACGCACUUUUGAAAAUAAAUUGGUUCAGUGAGGCGGAACGAAUGCUGAAAAAACUGUUCCAAGUGUCGAGUCAUAAAGACAACAUGAUGUGGUGGACUAAUCGAGAAAUCAACGGGUCCGAGGCAAGUGAUAUUGAAGUCACAAGUUACGUCCUCCUGGCUUUAAUUCAACAAAAAAACGAGGAAAAUUUAGCCAAAGCUCACUCGAUCGUCCAGUGGUUGUCCACAAAGCUAGGACAUCGAGGAGGUUUCAAAACUACCCAAGACACUGUUGUGGCUUUGGACGCAUUAACAAAAUAUUCCAAAUUUUUGAGUCACAAAACCGACAUAAAUAUCAACGUUGUGGCUCUGGAAUCGGCGCACAAUUUCGUAAUAACGGACAAAGAUCGGCUCAAAUCCAAAAAAAUCGUUUUGAAAAAUCCCGCAAAUAAAGUGCGAGUUGAGGUCCAAGGGCAUGGGUGUGUUUUAAUACAAGCGAUAACUUCGUAUAAUGUCAAGCAGUUACGAAAUGGUGAUGCUUUUAAGCUCGAUAUGGAGGUCUUGCCGGUGUCAAAUAUCGACAAGUGUUCAAUUACAACUUUAUCUCCCUGUUUUAAGUACAAUGGACCUGACCACAUUGCUAAUAUGGCCAUUCUGGAAGUGGGUCUUCCCUCAGGAUACCAAGCCGAUCGGGCCUCACUUUACAAACUUAUCGACGAGUCAAGCGUGAAAAUGUUUGAAGAGUUGGAAGAAAAAAUCGUGCUGUACUUAACAAAACUCGGAAACCGCCAAAUGUGUGUCAAUUUCAACAUCAAUGAAAAUGCCAUUGUCAAAUCACGAUCCAACUCAACUGUUAAACUUUACGAUUAUUACAAACCGGAGUAUCAAGUGUCACAAUUUUACAAAAUCAAGGAAAAUUGCACAGUGAAUAGCACAAUUCCUGCCAUUUCGCAAAAUGUAAGCACACCGAUUGAAGAUAAAAGGAAGAAAUUGUCCAAGAGAUAAUCGCCGGGAAAAAAGUCCCACCAAUUUAUUCACAUUUAUUUUUGUACUUACCAAAAGUCAUGAACUGAAAAUAUUAAAAUAAAACUACAAUAAUACGUAAAA